Molecule: messenger RNA, 2299 nt
Organism: Fragaria vesca subsp. vesca
Lineage: Eukaryota; Viridiplantae; Streptophyta; Magnoliopsida; Rosales; Rosaceae
Product: dynamin-2A-like
Source: RefSeq, a predicted model, not a curated record
AUGAGGAUUUUAUAUCAACUCCAAGGCCAGGCAAUCCUCGACGUUGACGAUAUCUCCACUCGCCGCUCCUCUACUUUCCUCAACGUCGUCGCUCUCGGCAAUGUUCUGCAUUUUCAUGCCCAAAUAAUAGCUGUUUUUAAAUCUAAGGUUUCUUCCUCCCGAACUCCAAUCAGCAUCAAUUUACAGAGCAGCAAAUCCAUAGUAUUGCAGAUUGACAAUAAAUCCCAGCAAAUUUCUGCAGGUGCUUUAAGGCAUUCUCUGCAAGAUAGACUGAGUAAGAGUUCCUCAGGCAGAAGCCGAGAUGAAACAAGCACAGCCCCUCCCCUUAAAUUGAUUGAUUUACCGGGGCUUGAUCAAGGGAGCGUGGAUGAGUCUAUGCUAGGUGAAUAUGCGGAGCACAAUGAUGCAAUUUUCCUGAUUAUAAUACCUGCAUCACAAGCACCUGAAGUUGCUUACUCUAAAUCCCUUAGAGCUGUCGAGGAAUAUGAUGGAGAUGGUACAAGAACCGUUGGAGUUAUUAGUAAGAUAGACCAAGCCGUGUGAGAUCAGAAAGCACUUGCAGCAGUCCAGGCUCUGCUCUCAAAUCAGAGGCCAUCAAGAGCAUCUGAUAUUCCCUGGGUUGCUCUAAUAGGUCAAUCAGUUUUGAUAGCUUCAGCACAGUCUGGUUCUGAGAAUUCUUGGGAAAAUCCGCGGAGGGCUGAAAGUGAAAGUCUUAAAUCCUUUCUGACUGGUGCUCCUCAAAGUAAGCUACAAGGCAGAAUAGCACUAGUGGAUGCUUUGGCCCAGCAAAUUCGUAGUGGUAUGAAAGUCCGGCUUCCGAACUUCCUUUCUGGGUUACAAGGGAAGUCUCAAAUAGUUAAGGAUGAGUUGGUAAAGCUUGGUGCCUCCAUGGUACAGAGUGCUGAAGGUACUAGAUCUCUUGCUUUGGAGCUUUGUCGUGAAUUUGAGGGUAAGUUUCUCCUACACAUUACAUCUGGUGAGGGUUCUGGUUGGAAAAUGGUUUCAAGUUUUGAAGGAAAUUUUCCCAAUAGAAUAAAGCAACUACCAUUAGGUCGACAUUGUGAUAUCAACAACGUCAAAAGGAUCGUGUUGGAACCAGAUGGUUAUCAGCCUUAUCUCAUAUCUCCUGAAAAAGGUUUGAGGUCAUUAAUAAAAGGUGUCUUAGAGCUUGCAAAGGAACCGUCACGUCUUUGUGUGGAUGAGGUAAACCGUGUCCUGGUAGAUAUAGUGUCUGCUGCUGCAAAUGCUACUCCAGGUCUUGGAAGAUACCCUCCUUUCAAGAGGGAGAUCGUGGCCAUUGCAACUAAUGCAUUAGAUGUGUUCAAGACUGGCAAGAAAAUGGUGGUUGCACUAGUUGAUAUGGAGCGUGAUUUUGUGCCUCCUCAGCAUUUCAUUCGCUUGGUACAGAGGAGGAUGGAGAGGCAGCGUAGAGAGGAAGAAGUGAAAACUCAAUCCUCGAAGAAAGGACAAGAGGCAGAGCAAUCAAUAAUGAACAGGUCAAGUAGUCCUCAAACAGGGGGUCAACAAUCAGGCGGAACCCUAAAAUCGUUGAAGGAUAAAUUUAGCGAGGAGAAAGAAGUCCCUGAAGCAUCUGGUUUGAAGACUGCAGGUCCUGAAGGGGAAAUAACUGCAGGGUUCUUAUAUAAAAAGAGCGCCAAGAGUAAUGAGUGGAACAAGCGAUGGGUAGUUCUGCAUGUGUUUUUGAGGUAAUUUAGCUCAUAAUUAUAUUUACAGGAAUGUAAUGUUGAAGAGAUAGAAGAGGAAGAACCUGCUCCAUCAAAGAGUUGGAAGGAUAAGAAGGCAAAUGGGCCAGAUAUACCACCUAGUCUGGCAUUUAAGUUCACUAGCAAGGUUCCAUACAAAACUGUAGCACAUAGUUCUGUUGUGUUGAAGGCUGAGACUGGAGGAUGGUAAUGUAAAGCGACGAAGAGAGAAGUACCAGAAACAGAAUGGUGAUGCAAGUGGUGGUUCAAACACUGGGAGCCGACAUACUCCUAAUUGGUUGCCAUCUCCACCACCUGGGCCUUCUGGAAGCAGAUACUUCUAGGUCUUCCCCGCCUCAUUAGUUUUCUAUUUGAAUCUUUAGAUGAAGAGAAUGGGGUGUUUUUGUACAGAGAAGACUACAUUCAUGUGAGGUUGUUACUUCACAAGGAUGGAUUCGAGGCAUACUCACUCUAUUGCGCCUGUCAUUAUUUUGAUUUGGUAUGAUGUACCAUGUAGCUCUGAUUUAUGAAGAUUGAGAAUUGACAUUGAAAAAUGAAUCUAUUCAUGAAUCACACAAAGUGUAUAUCAGGGAGUU